AGCCCACUUUGAUACGACCCAUGUCACUUGAUCGAUGGCCGGUCUCGAUGGAAGUGGUUUAGUUAAAACGUUUUAGCGUCUCUUAGUUUUUGGCACGUAAUGAUUUCGCUAAAGCACCUGGUCGCCCUAGACCUCUUUAUUACAUGCUCAGUUUUGUGCAACGAUGAAAAAAAGCCGAGGCCUCGGACACCCUGGGAGUGCAACGAGUGGUGUCACACGGAAUUAGGAUGCAUCCACGAUGAAGCGCCAUGGGGUUUGCAAUGGGUCGCAAACGGGGAACUAGGAAAGAAGUGCCAGUGCCAAUUCGACCCGGCAUUUUUGGAAUAUUUGGAGAGCUGGGGGAUAAACUAUCAUUCGCCUAUAAUACGAAAACUUCGAAAAAAGGGGACUCAGGAAGUUAAGUCAUCGUUGGAAAAAUGGGAAAUUCCAGUGACUCAUGAUUGCGAAAGUACAGCUCAGUCUCUCAUCGAGGAGAAGCAUAAACACCAUAUUCCAGAUGGGGAUGGAUUGAGCUGUACAGAAAACUGCUCGAAGGUAUUUGGGUACAUCAAAGGUUCCAAAGGCACCCGCAUUCCAAUCGCGAUCGGGGCCAUCAAAGAAGUAAAAGGCUCAGAGAAAUGCGAGUGCCGAAUCAGUUCCCAGCUGAAGGCUCUACUGGAAUCCAAAGGGCGCAGUCGCAGCCAAUUGAAAAAAACAUUGAAUGAAGUCGACACCCAGAUUGGCGCUGAAGAAAUACUUAAAGUCGUCGAAUUGGUGAAGAUCCACACAGGCCAAAAGGUCCAAUUCCCAAUUACAGGCUCAGUUUCUGGCGGAAAAAAGAUAAAACGAGAGCAUGGGCUCAGCGAAGAGGAAUGCAAAGACAAGUGCCGCAAGGAGGCCGGGUACCGCUUAGUCGAGACAAAAGAUAAGGUAGUACGGGCAUGGAUCACAGAGGGGUAUAUUCGUCCGUCACGGAUCUUGCCGGGAACGAAAAAAUGCGAGUGCAAGAGCAGUGAGGUUCUUAUGAAUUACAUGUUUCGCAAGAGGAUCGACAAGCAGAAAUUCGAAUCACUCCGCCAAAACAAACAGUGGGAGGAAAUGAAGAAAUGGUUGAACCAGCAUGACCUAUCUUUAUCGGUACAUGGACAGGAAAGGGGUGAUGAUGAGGAUGAAACGAGCUGUACACAAAAAUGUGGGAACUCGCAUGGGUACAUAGAAGGAGAGACCCGAGGCUCCCAGAUUUUCCUCAUGAUCGGGGAAAUCAAUGAUAACAAAUUCAUUAAGGUACAAGAACAGCUACAAAGAGACGUGGCUGAUUGCGAGUGCCGGAUCAAUCCAAUCCUGGAGAAACUACUGAAAUCCAAGCAUCUCAACGUCAGCGAAUUCGAAAAGGCAAACAAAAAUUUCGAAGCCGAAAAAUGGCUGCUCGAUCACAUACACAAACGAGUCCACUUCCCGGAGCCGAAAAAAUCCUUAGAAGGACCCAGAGAUUUGCUGACCGUGAAGGGAUGUGAGGAGCAUUGCCUUGAAAAUGAGGGUUACAUCGGAUUCGGACCAUUCAAUGCGAAUCGUUUAAAGGUCGCAAAUGGUAAAGUGGUGGAAGACUCACGCACGGGGCCGAAAUGCAAUUGCGAAAUCAACGGGGUGUUUAUUGAUUAUUUGAAAAAGGAGGGCCUGGAUUCUAAAGAAUUUGAGGCGCAGCGCAAACUAGGGAACGGAAAAGAAUGGUUGAGAUACCACAAGAUCGUAAUCACGUACAAACAAGCAUCAUCUCCUGUUACACAGAGACAUCAACAUCCUCCAUCUCCGGCGAAACGGGAGCCUCAUCCUCUUCCGCUUCCAAGUGAGCAGAAGAAUCAACAUCUACCUAAAGAGAAGAAUAAGUAUUCAAGACCUCCAACUGACCACGCGCAUAACCGUCAACUACCUCCACCUGAACAGAAGAACAGGGUGCAAGUGCCCGCCAAACUAAGAAUUCCUGAUUAAACUGAAACCUAUAUUAGAGGAAACUGUUUACAGAUCAUUCGAGGCGGCAUGGAAAGACCACUUCCGAAAUGGUCUAGAUGUUUUGCGUAAUCACAACUUCGAAGUCCUUUACGAUAAGCCCGAAGCGGAAAGCGAGAACAGUUCCCAAAGACACGAAGUACUAAUAGCAACAACAAAAUAAAAGGUUACGGAGCCAAUGUCACUGGGGAAAUCAUCAAGUAUGUUGCUGGUGAAAUCCUGCAUGGUAAAUAAAUUCGAAAAGCCUGCAAUUCGUA
Molecule: messenger RNA, 2240 nt
Organism: Bemisia tabaci
Lineage: Eukaryota; Metazoa; Arthropoda; Insecta; Hemiptera; Aleyrodidae
Source: RefSeq, a predicted model, not a curated record